Molecule: messenger RNA, 267 nt
Organism: Nematocida homosporus
Lineage: Eukaryota; Fungi; Microsporidia
Exons: 1
Coding region: 1-267 (88 amino acids)
Source: RefSeq, a predicted model, not a curated record
AUGAUUGCCCACUUCCACUUUUGUGAGUCUAUUCCGGCUAAAAAGGCCGAUUUACACUCCUUUAUUACUUUGGAAGAGACCAUGGACCUUCCCUCAGCUGAGGAAGUCGAUGCUUUAUCUGAUGUUUUAAUUUCCGAAUGUCCAGAGACUUUAAGAUUAGAGGCGGCUGGAAUUGAAAUUCUUGAUCGGCUCUAUGGUACUGAGCAGAGUAGUGCCACACGUGAGGUUAAGUGCAAGGGUGUGAUUAGGGACGAGUGUCGUAUUUGA